Molecule: messenger RNA, 4176 nt
Organism: Sebastes umbrosus (honeycomb rockfish)
Lineage: Eukaryota; Metazoa; Chordata; Actinopteri; Perciformes; Sebastidae
Gene: miga1
Product: mitoguardin 1
Exons: 16
Coding region: 204-1970 (588 amino acids)
Biological process (GO): mitochondrial fusion
Source: RefSeq, a predicted model, not a curated record
AAUGCCUUUAUUUUGAAAGGUAUGCUAGAUGGGCGCUGAGCUCGAGUCCUUCACUCGGCAGCAGCUGAGGUCAACCGAGGAGGAGGCACCGGAGGAAACCGGGAGGCUACGGAGGCUACGGAGGACACCUCUACAAGUCACGCUCCAACGGCAGAACGGCGAUGACGAUAAGAGAGUUGCCAAGUCAUGGAUAGAUCGCCACAAUGACACAUGAGACCCUCACAAGCUCCCAGCUGUCUGUCAAGGCGGCUGCCCUGCGCAUGGUCGACCUACCGCUGUCCGUGUACGCCUCUCUGGCACAGGUGAGUGUCAGCGCAGGCACCAAGAAGCUGGUGGCGGCCACGGCCUUCGGUGCCGUCUCGCUCCUCUUCCUCGCUCGCCGCUUCCAGAGGAGGAAGGGCAGAAAGAAGGCUCAGUGGGAGCAGGCUGGCUUUGAGUUCAUCCCCCUGGCCUCAGCGGAGAACGAUAACACCAGUCAAAACAUCACUCUCUCCCUCAACUCCAAGAACGGCUUCUCCUCUGGUCUGCUUCUCAAUGCAGGAGACUACAGGAAGCUGUCCGGGUCUCUGCUGAGCCUGGCCUCGGUAAAAAGCAUGAACUCAUCCAGCGGCAGCACCUGCGCAAAUGAAUCCAGCUGUUGGGACAGAGCGGGGGAAGCUGAUAUCUGCAGUGUGGUCAACUUACCUGUGACCACUCCUGAGAACCUGUACCUCAUGGGUAUGGAUUUAUUCGAGGAGGCUCUACGGCGGUGGGAGGAAGCGCUGACAUUCAGGAGCAGGCAGGGCGACGACGAUGCCAGCUGUGCAUCCGUCAAAACGGGAGCUGGAGACGCCAUCGCUGAGCAGAGCAUGGAGGACGUCAUCAGUGCAGAGUUCAUCCACAGGCUCAAGUCUCUGCUGCAGAGGGCCUACAGCCUCCAGGAGGAGUUUGAGGGAGUGUUGUGCAUGUCGGAGCCCUCGUCCCACAGCAACAGCCAGGAUAAAAUGGCAGACAUUCUGUCCAGAGAGGAGCUGGACGACGCCUGUCUGAGAGACAGCAACAGCAUCGCCUCCACCGACUCAUUUGUGUCUGCUGCUGAGCUGUCGGAGCACCGGGAGCUGAGGAGCGUCCUCGCUCUGGGUCAUCACCUUUUCUACGAAGAGGCGCUGCAGAUGGCCGAGGAUGGCGACAUCUCCUGCAGGGUGCUGCGGACUGAGAUGCUCGAGUGUCUCGGGGACAUUGAUUUCCUGGCCAAGUUGCACUGUGUGCGUCAGGCAUGUCAGCUCAUUUUGUGCGAGAGAACGACGCGGCUGUUUCUAGCCGACACGGGAAAGAAAAUACUGUCUUCCAUUAUUGUUAAAGCACAGAAGAGCCCAAAGAGAUUCGAGGAAGAGUUUGAGGAGAUGAUUUCCUUCCUGGAGCACACGGAGCACUGGGAGAACACAGAGGUGGAGCUGGCCACGCGAGGGGUGAAGCACUUGAACUUCUACGAUAUCGUGCUGGACUUCAUCCUGAUGGACUCAUUCGAGGACCUGGAGAAUCCACCCAUCUCCAUCCAGAACGUGAUCAACAACCGCUGGCUCAACAGCUCCUUCAAGGAGACGGCGGUGGCAUCUAGUUGUUGGUCAGUGAUGAAGCAGAAGAGACAGCACAUGAAGGUGUCGGACGGCUUCAUCGCUCAUUUCUACGCCGUGUGUGAACAGAUCAGCCCCGUCCUGGCCUGGGGCUUCCUGGGGCCCAAGAGCUCCCUGCAUGACUUCUGCUGCUUCUUCAAGGAUCAGGUGCUGUACUUCCUGAAGGACAUUUUUGACCUGGACAAAGUGCGCUACUCUUCAGUGGAGAGUCUAGCGGAGGACAUGCUCUGUCUGCUGCACCGGCGCUCUGAACUGUUGGUGGCGUACCUGGGAGCCGACUCCCUGCGGCACGUCAACGGCUGCGGCUCCCCUCCGGUGCAGCUGCUGCCCAGCGCCCUGCUGGAGGCUCGGGUGUAGUGAGAGACGGGGGGACUAAAAGUAUCCUAACAGACCCGCGUCAUCAAAACACCACAUGAUGGAAACGUCAGCAUUUAUUCAACGGUGAGUUCACACCAACCGUUGCACAAAACGGCUCAUUCAAGAAAACACCGUUUCACCGCAGUCUGACGCGCACUCAUCACAUCUCCCAUCAUGCUUUGUGCUCUGUAUCUGAGGAUAAAACUGUACCAACUGUCUUGCCUUCACACUUGAUCAUUACCUCCAGUGUGGCCUCGUCUUUCACUGUGCCACAUUAGUUUUAAAAUAUCAUGGCAAUAAUAUUUAAACUUGCUGUGAGACAUUUGACAGUAGUAGAUAUAUUCCGCUGUGUAAAUUAAAGGCAUAUUUAUUGCUGUUAAAGAGCAAUUUGUGUGAAGAAAAAGGGUAUUUUACAGUAUUUAUUUUACUAUAAAGUUGCAGGAUUUAUUUUUUAGAAGUUGUAGUUGUAGACUGUAUGCAUCAAUGUUGAUAAUAAACUUUAUCAUAGAGAUUUAUUAGAUGUAUUUCCACAUCCUUCUGAACAUCAACAAUGCAAAACCAUUAAAUGUACUUAGUUUUUGUUACAAGCACACGUUGCACAGGGAAAUAGAGUAUGAAAAAUGUGUCGGAGUCAUUACAUGUAGUUUACUUAAAAGCAGCAGAGACACAAUAUUUAAAUGAAGCAGCCUACAAGGCCUUUAAUCCCAUCCUACAGUCAGCUACAGGAAAUAAGAUUAUAUAUAUAUCACUAUUACAUAAUCCUGCAGCUGCUCAACAACACGCAAGAAGCCUUACUGUCAAUGCACAUAUUCAAGCCUUGUCUUCAUCACUGAAUGUCGGUCUUAACACUACAAUAUAUUAUCGUCUGCUCUGCUGAUCAGUCACUGCCAUGUAUAGAACACAACAUGAAGCUUAGAGCAACAGUUACUGCAGGAAGAAAUAAACCUGCGAUGAAGAGUUCAUGUUCCAAAAAUGCUAGAUAUAGAUUUUAGGAGUGAUUCACAUUGUUGGUUGUCAUUUGCAGAAUUUUCCUCUUAAAAGGAUAGAUUCAUGUUUUUUCAGGUCUGUGAACUACGAAAGAGUAACUGGUCACUGUGGUCGUUCCUUCUGGUAAUAUCUGAAGUUCAGCUGAAACUAAUGUGAGGCUGCAACAGUCUGAGUCAUAUCCAGUUAGAUUCAAGUCUUUUAGUUUGAAAUUCCCUUGGACGGUGUUUACUUUAGAGUUGGUUUAAUAGUUUUAGAUGGUAAUGUUUUUUUUUUGGUUUUUUUAAAUAGAUAAAACAAGACAUUUGAACAUGUCAUUAUGGGCUUGAGUAACUUGUGCUGACCAAAUUGAGAAAAUAAAAGGCAGAUUAAUCAAUAAUGGAAGUUAGUUCAAUGCUGAACUACAGUGGAGUAUACUUGCAAACCGUCACGAUUUUCCCGCGAGACUCGUUUCGCAUUGCCUUCUCCCAGUUUCCUCCCGGGUUCACAACUCUCCCGAUUUAUGACAACUUUUCACCCCUUUUCUUUGUCUCAACCUGUUUCUGGCACUGUAGAGUGUGUAAAAGCCAUAAGCCCUACUGUUUCCACUCGGACAAUACAGCUACACCAAAUUUUGUUUUCUGGGGGAAGAGAGCUACUCUCGGUUUGAGCUGCACUUAGUGCACUUCAGUGUGUGAGAAAAUAAGGAAAUGGAGAGUAUAAGGAAGAAAUAGACCUACUCAAGCAUAAAACUGCUGUUGCAGUGUACUUUAUAAUUAUUUUUUGCAGUUUUCAUUCUUUAAAAGUUUAAAAGAAAUCACAUUUUCCGGGGGGGGGGGGGGGGGGCUCUCUUUAGUUUCCAAAUCCCCUCUAUUUUUGAGGUCUAAAGGUUGGCUUGUAUGCAGUGGAGAUAAUAGCACAUUAAAAAGGACUGAACUUCUGCUCUGUCCAACUCAGACUGCUGAAGCCUCAUUAACUUUUAGAUGUCUUUUUAAAACAGAAUCCAUUUCUUUAAUGGCAUUAUGAAGGGAUCUUUUCAAAGCCAGUAUUAACAGGAGGAAUGAUGGAUCAAGAAGUUUGAAUGUACAUUUGACUAUUAGAGUAUUGUUUCAAGACUGAAAGAAAAAUGUUAAACUAUCCUUUAAGGUGGAUUUUAUUUUGUCAACACGGGGAGAAAAUUUUACAUUUGUGAGAUGUUUGUUUUUGUGUAUAAAUUAAGCAAAUAAAGACUGAUGAGAAUGUA